Messenger RNA from Diorhabda carinulata, 11163 nucleotides. Its product is annotated as limbic system-associated membrane protein-like. The record is from RefSeq and is a predicted model, not a curated record. Gene Ontology annotation, molecular function: protein binding; axon guidance receptor activity. Gene Ontology annotation, cellular component: axon; neuronal cell body; plasma membrane. The coding region runs from base 362 to 1909 and encodes 515 amino acids. NCBI's taxonomy places the organism in Eukaryota, Metazoa, Arthropoda, Insecta, Coleoptera, Chrysomelidae. The transcript has 11 exons. Gene Ontology annotation, biological process: synapse organization; homophilic cell-cell adhesion.
AGUUGCUUCGCGAUUAUCGACGGAGUAGGUAGAGCCCUUUGAAUUGAAAAUAAGCGACAAACGCGCUCUUUCGCGUAGUGUUUGCGUAUUUGUUUUAAAACUUUUUGCACAAAUUUGGAUUUCUAUUUGGAAGUUUAAUAGAAACGUUAACGAGGAGAUAUCUUAAUAUCAUUACUCUUAACAGUGGAGCGGUGAAAUAAAAUGUGCCAAAUAUCUAGUGUUGGAAUUGAAAACUCAUAAAAACAGGCGUCAACAUUAAAGUGUUUUGAUUUAACAUUAUAAAGUGCCGGGUUUAUUCCUAAACACUACAUUGUGAUCAUUAAAUUUAUUGAACUGAGUGAAUUUGAAGAACUUAAAGACAAUGCUUUCGUCCCUAUCAACACUGGUGAUUCUUCAGGCUUUUCUAUUGCAAGGAUUUCUGCAGGCCAACAUCAAAGCUGAUCCCUCUACUUUACCGACAUUCCAAACGUCGAGUCAAGUGUUUAAGGUCACCGAUAAGGACACUGUUGUGUUACCCUGUGAAGUGUCCAAUGCUGGUCCCUAUAAACUAGUUUGGAAAAAAGGAAUAGCUGUUCUAUCGGCAGGGAACGUGAAAGUGACUCCCGAUACACGCGUCAAUUUGGUACACGGAUAUAGUUUGGAGAUCAAAAAUGUGGGCCCUCAAGAUGCUGGAGACUACGUAUGUCAAAUAGGUACUCUCGAACCAAGAGAAAUCACCCACACCGUUGAAAUACUCGUUCCUCCUCGAAUACACUAUGUUACUUCAAACGGUCGCGUUGAAGUGAAAAAAGGUUCUUCUGUGAAACUCGAGUGCAAAGCAUCGGGAAAUCCGCCCCCGAAAGUGACAUGGUCGCGAAAAAACAACCUUUUACCGGACGGUGUGCAGACGGCUGUGACCCCCGUUCUGAGCCUCGACAGGGUAGACCGCCAUCAAGCCGGAGUUUAUCAGUGCACCGCUAAUAAUGGAGUUGGCGAAGAUGUUUCCGAACAGAUUGUACUUCAUGUUUUAUAUCCUCCUGAAAUCUCAGUGGAGAGACCCGUUGUUCACACUGCGGAAGGUUUUGAAGCUCAACUUGUCUGCAUUGUUCAUGGAGAAAGUCAACCAGAAGUCCUAUGGUACAGAGACACGAUGCAACUAGACACAACAGAAAGAAGAAUAAUGGAGUCACGCGGCUCACGGCAUACACUCGUGAUUCGUAAAGUGCACAGAUCAGACUUCGGAAAUUACACUUGCGUGGCAGAUAAUCAACUGGGGAAAACAAGAAAAAGCGUCCAAUUAACCGGUAAACCGAAUCCAGCAAAAUUUAGUAGCGCUUCAAGAGGAUCCUGGAAGGAUAGUUAUAAUAUUAGUUGGGCAGUUGAAUCGCUAAGUCCAAUUGAAGAAUAUAAAUUGCUUUUUAGAAGAUUACCAGACUCUGGUACGUCUGAAGAUGGACAUCCUCAACCACUUCAUCAUCAGAGUCAGAGAAAAUUUGGAUUAGGAAAAGAAAAUAAGACGUACGCAUCGGUUGGUUACAGCGUAGGCUACGGUUAUGGACGACAAUUCGUGGACAGACGAACAGAUUGGAGAGAUGUUAUUCUUCCCGCUGCCCCUACUCAAUCUCCCGGAGUUCAAUCUAUGAGCUAUGUAAUUCGGGGAUUAGAAUCCGGACAAAAUUACGAAGCCAAAGUUCAGGCAAGGAACAAAUUCGGAUGGAGUCCCAUUUCUGAAGCAUUCACAUUCCAAACGACUGAUACUGAUAUGAGCUAUCCAGAUCGGCCGCAAUCUCCAAAGCACGUUUAUAAUGAACAUGACAUCCACCAGGAAAUCUUAGGAAUAUCACUCAACACGGCUACAGCUUCUUCUUGUUCAUGCGAAAUUCUUAUUCUAUCGAUGGUUUCCAUUAUGUUCUAUAAAUUUAUUUCUUAAGAUGUGUAUGUGCUCUUAGAUUACAGAAAGUUAUUAUUCGUCAAAGAAUAAGAAACAAUGAAAAGUACGACGAUAUAUCCAAUUUUUUAAUUAAUUGUAAUUGUUACAUAUACAAUGGACACCCGGUAAUCCGACAAGCGUUUUACGGGUACAGUACUUUCUAAUCUGACAAAUUACGGAUCCAAUGAUGAGAUUCUUAUUUUAGUUCUCAUUCAGUUUGUUUGUUUAUAGGAUACGAAUGUUUUGUUAGGUAUCAUACGCCAAAAAAGCCCUGUCAAACCUCUCUGUGCAGGGGACGUCAUAAGAAAGUUUGUCUCUUGUAUUAGUCAUUAAGCUUGAGCUAAGACCACUCUUGAAACUCGAUAGCUAUCCAUUGCUAGCAACAAAAUAAUGUUUUUUUAUUUUCUUUUAUAAAAAAACUUGGCGUUCAUAGCCAAUAUGAGUCCCGAAAUAGACGCAUGCCUAUUUAUUUCCUGAACAUUACAUAUACAAAGCUUUAAGACUCCUGAACAUUCAAUAUUCUUGAGUGUCUGUCUCUUGACUGGUCUACAGCCAGUCUUUGACACAUUGUAGAUCGUCCUACGCUGUAUUCACUUUCUAAACUACUGAAAUAUUCAGCCCUAUUUAAGCGAUCCAAAAUCUCACAUUUUACUUUAAUGUGUCAUAUGACAAAAUUACUAGGUGGGUGUAUGUAAUACUAGGGUGUUUGAUAAUGUUUAUUUCUGACUCUUAUCCUCUACAAUUUUUCUAUUUGAUGUAAAAAAAACUUAAGAAAUAUUAGCUCUAUAUCUCAACUUUAAGGGACCGCUUUUUUAUUUUAUUUUCUCUAUUAAUUAACAAUGAAAACAAUUUUUUUUAAUUUUGAAAUUACACACAAUUUAUGCAAUUUUUUCACUAAAAAUCCAUUCUUAUCCUAUCAAUACAUGGUCUUGAAUAAAUAAAUAAUAAAUAAUCAUGAAUGCAGUUACAUCCAAACAAUUACAAUUGCUUCUAAUCACUUAAGAAGUAAUUGCUACCUAGUAAAUCUAGAUUUAAAUUGACAUCUAAUAGUUUUGAAAUUAUUUUUAUCAAUUAAAAUUAUUAAUGUUAAUCUGAAUUGAAAUCUAAGUUUUCUACUAAUAUAUCUCAUCAAUUUUUUUCUCCAAACGUCAACGAUUUAUAUUUUAUGCUUGAUGGAACUCAAAGAAACAUUCCGGAUGGACUUGAAGAUUGCAUUUCUAACAUGAGUAAAUUGUUAAGUUUUCAACGUAAUACACAUACACUUAUAUUUGGAUUUCCUUUUCACAAUGAAAUGAUCUAACCACACCAAACUAAGCUCAUCUCUUCCUGUAUAAGCUAUGUUUGCUUCGUGAUCAUUAUUCUGAAUAAUGUACAGAACACAUUUCGUCUGGAAUUGCAGAAGGUCUUAUCUAGUUAGAACCUAAGCACCUAUACAAUACCCAUUUUUGAACCAUAAAAACAUUUAUGACCCAAAAAAAUUAAGCAAUCUUUUUUUUGGGCCUUAUUCCAAUCCUAUAUGUGGGUAUUAAUUGGCCCACCAAAUCGGUUUCUCCCUCAUUUGAAUCCAGAUUCUUUUUAGAAUAUCUAUUCGCAGAUUUUUGGGGUACUAGACACAGUUUAACAAAAUUAUAACGACAUUAUUGUCAUUUUAUCAAACCAAAUUCAAUUUCCCAUUGGAAAUCAUUUGACAUUUACUCCAUACUUUUCAAGAAAAUAAAUGUUGAUCCAGUAGAUUUCUAUAAUUUACUCAAUUUCUACAUAAUAAUCUCUAUUCUCACAAGAUUUUUUUAAAUUUAGUCAAGUUGUAUUCCCAAUAUAGGGUAAAGUAGGGUAAUACGCCCCACAAUUAAAAAAUGAUCAAUUUUUUCUUAAGAUUUAUUUCGGACAAAGUCAUAACACAUAACACUUUAUUGUAUCAUAAUAACUAGGCUUGGUAGGAAUUUAACUUUAACUAAAAAACAAUACAUUUAUAUGAAAUGCUUUAGUGGGGUUUAGUCGACAAAUUAUUAGAAAAUUCAGCAAUACAUUUCUAAUUCUUAUUUUCGGCACGUUUUUUCUUACGGCCAGAUCUGUUACACAUAUCAGCAUAUAAGGUACAGCUUCCGUGCAACCACUUACUGCAAAUUAUGCACCGAAUCCAGUCAUCCUUGGAUUUAGUUGAUAUCUUCUCUGAACGUUCGCAAUGCAUAUUCACUAAUGAAUCGGAACAGAAAGAAUAACAGACCUUCUUAUUUUUCGCAGACGAUUUCAGACCCUUCUUCCCUCGCAGUGGUCGUUAAGCUUUGAAACCAGAUGAAACAGGUAAACGCAGAUCUCGUUCCAAAACAUCAUCCAAUUUAGUUUUCUUCUUAUGAGAUAGGACUUAACUUUAUGUUCAGUUGAUUCAAGGAUUGUGGCAGACUGCUUUCCCCUAGAUGUAUUGGUCGGUAUGGUUGGAAUAGGAUUAAGCUCUCUAAUAUAUUUGGAUGGAGUGUCCUUUUCUUUUGGUUUAGAUGUUUGGUCCUUUUCUUUUGAGUCAGGUGUCGAUUUAGGUAUUGGAUCCUUUUUUUAGCAUUUAAGGUCUACUGUAUCAUCAACUCCCACUUCAGCUGCAUCAGAUAUAGCGAAGAAAUGGUCAGAAAUAAUUGAUGGAUAAUAUGGAUAUCGCAGGAUUCCAGUUGCCUUGAAUCCCGCGACACCAUUACUUACAGCAGCUGCCUUACCCUAAGCCUAUCCUAUUAGAUCAGAAACGUUGCGUCUGUUAAGCUUCCUUUCUCUAUGACUGAGCAUCCAGGCCUUUGCCUCUUGCGCAAAGUACUUUCUAAAGAGCGUUGUAUGGUUCGGGAGACAUAAAAGUACAACGUCGUUUUGCGUGGCCACAUAAUACCUUAUAAGAUAACUUUCCAAUUCAGUCAUCUAGGCUAAAAGAUAUCAGAAAAUAAUUAAUCGUUUUUCAAACAAUGCAACCAAAGAAACGAUUUUUAAGACACCGAAGCAAUAAAAACAAAAAAUUUAAGAACAUUCACAAUAGAGAAGCUCCAUUAAAAAAUCAUUGGUUGCAGCAAUUCUUGAUUCAACGAUGAUUUUUAAAAUUAUUAUGUUACUAGAAUUGUAGUUGUUCGUGGAAGAAUGCAUAAUUAAAUCAUUAAAUUAUUUUAAUGCCAAAUGAUGGAGCUCGAAGUAUGUCAGGAAAAAUAGAGGGGCAACAACAAUUCUUCAUAGCAAAUUAAACCACGAAAUUCAUUAAAUAAUUCAUUAAGAAGCUCUUUGUGUCCAAAUAUUUGCGACAAAAACUGUUCAACGUUUUCCUUUAUGUUUGAAUAAAAUAAAUACAUUCCCCAAUGAAAAAGGCAUUAAUCAUCUUGAAUUAAAGAGCAAAAAUUUAUCCUUAAGGUGGAUAUCAAAGCGAAAUUGAAUAAAUUGAAAGGAACGGGCUAUGUUUUGGUAGAAGAAUUGGUUUGUUUUGAAGAAAAAUCAAAUUUUUUGCAUAAGAUAUUAAAUUACUUAUUUUUCAAGUUUUAAAACGAUUUCACAUGCAAAUAGUAACCAAAUCUACAUUGAGCCAUUUCGAUUUGAAACUGGAUUUCCAGAAAUGCAUUUCAUCGAUUUAACAAGUAAAGCUUUGUAGACUGAAAAAUCUACACAGUCGAAAAGCAAGUUAGAAGAGUUGGAGCUCCAGAAAUGUAUGUACAUAACGCAACAAAAGUGGACAGUUGUGAGAGAAUGUCGCGAGUUGAGGCUGUAAUGACGCAUGGAAUAGUCUUCCAGAUUGCUACAUGGAGGUGAAGGAGUUGGUAUUUGAAGUGCUGACUAUCUUCGGAUCGACAUUUUUGUGCGAGCAAGCUUUCUAGUACAAACAACAAGUUAGGAGCCAAAAUUAUUCAAACUUUGUAAAACCAUACCAAGCCAACGCUUCCAUUGAAUUUGUUUGCACAAAUUUAUAUCAUAGUUUUUUUUUAUUUUAAGUUCAAGUUACAUUGUUUAGUGAAGUUUAUAUUUUCUACUUGAAUAACCAUACAAAGCAAUAAUCGCUCCCAUUGAACUUGUUUGUCCAAUUGUUUAUUGUUGAAGUUCAAGCUUGAGUUGUGAGUAAAUGUUCAGUUAUUCUAUUUAUUUAACUCAAAUGAUGGAUAAAUAUUCAAUAAUUCCAUAUAAAAAUACUUCACUCAUGCGAGUACUAUUUAUUAUUAGCAGCAAAAAAAUUUGUGGCUUUUUGAAAGUUUGAAAUUUUAUAAAUUUUUGUAAAUUUUGACCCUCCUGACUCAAAAGAUUGCGAACUUUGGUAUAAACUGUUUCUUUCAUACUUGACCUAGGGAACACCUUUACCAUAACCUAGAAUUGAAAACUUCCUCUACAACGAAUGAAUUGUUGUUUGGCAUUUUCGUUGUGUUUAUGAGUUUAAUGUCCUAGUAUCCAAGCAACUGUCACUUUGUUGUGGUCCCUCAGCAUAUUUAAGCACUGACACAAUCUCAUAGCAGCUUCGAGUUAACAUGUAAAGAAUUGACUGCUCCAAUGUAGAAGGAAUGGGUGAUUACAAAACAAGUUGGAAGGAAAGUUUUAGUUUUGGUUUAUUUUAAAGGAAAAUUAAAUCUUUUCGCAAGAGAUAUUUAGAGCAUUAAAUUACUUAUUUCUCAAUUUUCUAAGCAAAUUCCCGAUAAAAUCAAAUCAAAUAAUAACAAAAAGUAAAGCUUUGUGGAGUGGAAAAUUUACAUAAAUUUUAGAUUCUAUAUCAAAAAUUUUCGUUCAAAUAUUUAUGAAGAAUAUUACAUUAUUAUUUUUCAAUAAUUAUUUCUCAUACCAAACUAAGAACAAUAAUUAUAAUCUAUACUAGACCGAAGAAAUCGAAUUUUUUUUUUAAAUGAAGCUUCCUUCAUUAACAUUACAAAUAUUGUUUCAACAAUACAAAUCAUUCCGUCUCCGCUACAAAAGAUAUAUAAUUUUAAUGAUAUAAAAAUUGUGAAAGAAAAAUCAAUAAUUGUUCGUAAAAACUGGAGAUUUCCUAUUUUAUGUAUGCAUUUACGUCCCUUCAUUAUUUUUAUGAAAAUAAACGAAACAACUGUAAAAUAAAUAUAUGAUGAUUAAGCAAAAUGAAACUAUCCACCUUAGGGCAUUGGCGUUGGUAGAUUAUCUGGUGAGACUUCCAUAUCAUGCCGGCGUGGAUGUGGAUAUGUAGGUUGGGUGCAGGUGAAGACUCAAAAUAUACAACCAUUCAUUGCGGAAAUGGAAAGAAGUGGAUUUGUGAAAAAGUGAAUCUACGCUGUAAUUGGUAAAAAAAAACCUAAACUAACUUAAAAAAUGGUUUCUUGUUAUUCACAAUCUCACAAUGUAUACAAAUCUAUAAUCUCACAAGUCUUGUAACUUGGAAUCUAUUUAAUUUUUCGUGCCCCAACGUCUCCUAUGGAAGUAUUCACACAUUGGUUGUCGUAAAGCUUCAAUUAUUUGAUUGUUUAUGUAAUGUCAAGUACCCUUUAUCAAUUUGGCUAUGUAUGUGUUAGGCUAUAUUACAUGAUCAAUAUAAUUUUAUUCAUUUUUUGGUUUUUGCGAGCUAAGAACACUUAUUUGUAUUAUAUGGUAUUGUUCACGGGUGUGAUAAGUCCAGAGUACAUUAUAAUGGUCAAAAAAUGACAUUGGCAUAGUUCCGCCUCCAGUUGUUUUCGCAAUUUUAUAUUCCAUAUUUAGAGCACCCACCCCCACCCCAUACCAAACCUUACUAGCAUCUAUCACCGUUGUGAUACGGAAGUCUAGCCGAUUAUCAAAAUAAAUAUCUUUAAAUUUAAUGAAGACUUUGUAUUGUCAGUAGUUGAAACAACAAAACAGUACAAGAAAAGAAAUUAUUAUUAAAUUAAAUAUCUCGCCGUUUUUUUGUCAUUUUUAAUUAUAAAAAUCUUCAUAUUUCCUUUGUAUUUGAUUUUUUUCAAGAAUAUAUACAUUUUGAAAUCAAAUGUACCUAUGUUUUUGUGGUACUUCAUUAUUUGUUAAUGUUGUUUUAUAUCGUAAUGAUGACAUUUCCAUCUAUUUUUCGAAUCUUGUGAUAGUUUUCAUAUGUCAGCAGUAUCCCAAUUCUUACAAAAGAAUUCGACUAAAUUCAAAUUGUCAAUUGCUUCUUUUCUCUGUAAUGGAAUUCAAAUAUUAGCUAUUAAAUAGUAUGUAAAGAUCUUAAUUAAAAUCACAACAAGUUUAACAAAUUUAACAAAGAUCAAAAUUGAACAGAGUUUAAAUUGAAUUUUCUCAUAAAAAAACAUGUUAUUCAUUAAAAUAAUUAAUAACAUAUACUCAAUAGAUCUUAGGGUCAUUUUUUUCAUGGUACUUUCUGUCUUGUCGGUUGAUAGAAAUUAAUGAAAUUCAUUACAAAAUUCACUUUAAUUAUUAAUUCUUUUAUUAAACUUUUCUACUCUUCGACGAAUAAGAACUUUCUAAUUUAUAUUUCAAAAGUAUAUAUAUUUUCCAUAUGAGAUUAAAAAAACAAGUAAAAUUCACUGAUAGGAUGCACACACCAAUCUAUUACGUUACACACCUUUGUAUAAGCGUAAAAAUACAAUAUAUGUGAAUAUAAUAAUUAUUGCUAUGCAUCUGGAGCUAUAUGUGCACUUUUUUACUUAUAGGGUAGUUUAUAUUUAAUUUUGUAUCUUUUUUUAUGCUGGUAUAAGCUAGUAUUAGCAUUUCUUAUCAUUACUGUUCGCGUAUAUAAAAUAUUUUUGACAUUGAUAUCUUUUAUAUCUCCCCGUAGAAAUGUAAUUAAAAUAUUCGAAAAAUUACCAAACGAUGGGUUGAAAAAAUAAUCAAUAGAUUUGAGACCUACAAAAUUAUUUCACAAAUUUAUAAGCAGAAAACCAUAUUUGUUUCAUGUAUGUAAAUGAAUCUUGUACACAUAAAAAAUUACUUAAAAUAAUAUUUCAAUUUAAAACUGUCAUAUAUAUCUUACCUUUUUCGAGUUAUUUCACGUUUUUUCUCUUUCUUUCAUCAACCUCCAAAUGAUUUAGAAAUGUCUUUUCAAAAACCCAGGUAAUUUUUUUUAAUUAUUUUCUUGUGAUCACUGUUUAUUGAACAAGAAUUUAUUUUGCAGCAAUGUUCAAUCAAACUUUAAUAAUACCCUGCUAUUAUGGGAAGUUUCUUCUAAGUCGCUUUUUUCUUCAGUUUUCUGCUGUUCAUAUCCGUUAAAUUUAGUUGUAUAUUGUAUACAUACCUUCAUAUAUCGUGAAUAUUUAAAACUGUUCGAUUCAUUUCAAUCAAAUUUACAAAAAUCAAUUGAGAAAAUAUUCUGAUAUUUUCUGACACCACCCAAUGCGUUAUGAAACAAUUAUGACUCUCAAAUAUUAAAGUUUUGAUAAGAAAUGUUAGGAAACAACGUAAAUUUUUUUUAAUAUAGUCCUAUGAUUUGUGUUUUACAUUUACUGCAAACAGUUUCUGGUGUUCCUUUUUAAAAAUAAAAUUUGAUGUGUUUCUCGUUCAACAGUUAACUCUCUUUUUUCAAAAAUAUCGCUCAGUUACUGGAAUAAUAAUGUAAAUUUUUUAUGAUUGUAGAAAAUAUUUAUAUUUGAUAAUUUAACCAUCAAAUUCGAAUGUUAUAUUGGAAUAUAACUUAGUUUAUCAAAAGAAACUUUAGUACUAGUCCAGUAAUUACCACGUAAAAACUUGUUUUUUUGGCAUCCUACAAUAUUCUAAAAAUUCACAUAUAAUUUGAUGGUCGUGAGUUUUAAAGUCAGUGAUCAAUGGUCACAAAAAUCGAUUUUUUUUACAUUUUUUGCAAAUAUCUUGUCUUCUAUGAGUUUUAUGCUGUUUGUAUUCAUUAAUAAUAUUAUAGAGAAUUCAAUUCAAACUUUUGUAUUCAACAUUUUUUUAUACCAUGAACUAUUUUCCAGAUAUAGGGGGCAGAGCACGCGGUCAGAGAAUUACCUAAGUAGUUCCGAUGAAAAACUAAUAUUUAUGUUAUAUUUAAUUGCUAAAUAUAUAAUUAUCAUUUUUUGUCAACUUUCAGAUUCAAUCUUUCUUUCAAAUAAUUCUAAAAUUUAUCAAUUCAUACUCAUAAUCUCUUUCGGUAAUUGAAAAAUUACUAAGGGAUAUACUUGAAUUACAUUGUAAUUAUAUUCUCAUUUACACUAAUAGCAUUUGAAGUAGAAAAUAAUUAAGUACAUCUUAUUUAAAAUCAGUAAACUUGCUGCAGCAUUUGAAGAAGAAAACUGUCCGGUUCUGAGAUUAUUAGCAGUUUAUAAUGCUUCGAAAUCUGGGAAUAGUAUCGAUGAUCUCCGUCAUGCACUAUACGUCAAGUCAUCAAAAUCGAAUAAACCUGUCCAGUUAUCAAAUAUUCCACCAACGAGUGGAGCAGCUUACCAAUAUUUCAAUCGAUUUUAUUAUCAAAUUCAAACUUAUUGAGGUCAUGAUUCAGAACCCCAGAAAUGGGUUUAGACAAUUGCGUAACGAAUUCUUGGAACCUAUCAUGACUAUUUUAUCACCUACGCCAGAUGAUUAACUCAAUGCAAUAUUCUGUAACUGCAAAAGUGGCUGAGGCUCAAGAUGUGGAUGCAGAAGAGCGGGGUUACAGUGCUCUUCAGCUUGCGGUCAGUUUAAGGGAAGUUCGUCUCAAUGCUAUAUCAUAUCAGACCGAUAUUAAUGAUGAUAGAAUCUUUGACCCAGAAAUUAUGAAUGAAUUGGAGACAAACUUCGUUGAAAAAGUAGAAGAGAAACUUGAAAUUCUGCGGCAGAGGGACGAUGACUACUAUGUUGAAGAAGAUCGAGAAGAAGAAGAAGAGAAUUGAAAUCAGAACUUAUUCUCGAAAUGUUUAUUAAUUUUGACAAUAAUAAUUCUAUAAAUCUUAUUAUCACAUGUUUUUGAUCGAGAUUACAAGUUGAUCUCAGCUAAUUAUCUGAAGACGCGCUCUAUGCCCUCUAUCUCGAAAACAUUUCAAGGUAUAACAAAAUGUUGGAUACAAAAGUUGUAGUAAUUCUCUACGAUAUUGAUAAUAGCGUAAAACCCAUAGAAAACGAGAUAUUUGCAAAAAAUGUAAGAAAAAUCGAUUUUUGUGACCUUCGACCCCCGACUUUAUAUGUGAAUUUUGAUAAUAGUUUUAGGAUGCAAAAAUACAAGUUUUGACGUGCUAGUAUACUGGGCAUUGAGUUAUUGAGAGCAUGAAUUGCGUGAUAAAGUUGGGUUUAAUGCCGUUCUGAAUGAAAAUAGAUUUGUUUUUCAUAUAAAUAACGUAAAGAUACUUUUCUGGACGAUAUAUACUUUUCUAAUUUAAGGUAUAUUGAUUUAUGGCGAAUAGAAAAAGUAGUCAAAA